Uranotaenia lowii is the source of this 4857-nucleotide messenger RNA. RefSeq lists its product as uncharacterized. Lineage: Eukaryota; Metazoa; Arthropoda; Insecta; Diptera; Culicidae. Bases 1 to 4857 code for a protein of 1618 amino acids. The transcript has a single exon. The record is from RefSeq and is a predicted model, not a curated record. Gene Ontology annotation, molecular function: zinc ion binding; nucleic acid binding.
AUGGCGGAAGGCUACAAAUAUCCCUGUUGCGACAAUGGAGAAGACUACGACGCAAGCGUGCGAUGUAGUGAAUGCAAGGAAUGGUUCCACUUUUCAUGUGUGAAUGUUGAUGAUACGGUUGAGAAUGCAUUAUGGUUCUGCGAGAAAUGCUGCAGUGUGGGACCAUCGAUUCGGGAAAAGCAAGGAUCGGCAGGUCAGUCCAAGAUACGCAAACAACCGCAUCGAGCAGCGAAGGAUAAAGGUAGCAAAGAAAACCUGAUCGGUAAGCCAAAGCAUGUACAAGUUUCUAAGAAAGACAUGAAUAGAAUUUGUGAAGCAGAAGAGGGAGAAGCCAGAAAUUUAGGUACUAUAAGAAAGUCAAAGGGUACGUUUCAAAGCGGUAAAGGGUCCGACAAAGGGUUUACGCGGAGUGACAUCAGUGGAAGUGACAUUCGCUCAAGGAAGAGUGGCAGCGCGAGCUCGAAAGCCUCAGUGCGUGAUUCAGCGAAGAAAUCGUUAGCCGAGUUGAAUGAAGCAACCAUGAGAAGGAAGCGUAAAGAAGAAACCCAGCGAAAGCUGCUACAGCUUGAACUUGAAGCCAUAGAGCGGGAUGAAGAAGAGAGUCGUCAGAGGCGUAGGCUGGAAACUUUAGCAGAAGAUAGUUCUUCUUCGGAACAUGAGGAGAGUUCUAGUGAUGACGGGUGCGAUUUUCGUGACAAGGUGAAAAACUGGCAGACUGAACCAUCAGAGCGAGAGAAGUGUCUGAAAGCAGCGAGUGCAGUACACAUUAAGUCGACGAGAUGCAGCGAUCAAAGAACGCUUGUGAUUGCGAGGAAGGAUUCUGAAGCGAGAAUGAGAACCGGCGUUUUACGAAAUGACUCAUCUAGGCCACUAGCAGGACACAGGAACCUACCAGCUUCUACGCCAGCUCAAUGUAUCUCUUCUGAUGAAGAAAACUCAGUUUUUCGAGCAUAUAGAAGUGCGAGGCGUGAACGGUCGACUCGUAGAGAACCUGAAGGACCAACACGCUCACAGAUAGCAGCACGACAAGUGUACCCUAGGACCUUACCCAAAUUCUCAGGACGACCGCAGGAGUGGCCGGCAUUCAUAAGCGCCUACGAACAAGCUAAUCGGUCGUGCGGGUUCAACAAUGACGAGAAUUUGGUUCGAAUACAGGAGGCAUUACAAGGGAAAGCUUUAGAGACGGUGCGGAAUAGGCUUCUUGAACCAGAAAACGUACCAGCUGUGAUCGAGAGGUUGCGGAAACAGUUCGGAAACCCAGAAGUUCUAUCAACUUUGCUUGCUAAUCGAGUACAACAGCUUCCUGGUCCUAGUUCAGAAGAUUUGAAAUCAGUGAUCGAUUUUGGAAACGCGGUGGAUGAGUUGACCCAACACUUGCGAGUGUCGAAGUUGAAUGAUCAUCUAAGUAACCCGAUACUGAUGCAGCAAUUAAUACAAAAACUUCCGUCUUGUUACGCUAUGCAAUGGGUGGACUUCAAGCGCCAGCAGUCAAAGGUUAAUCUGGAGACGUUCAGCGUUUUCAUGGAAAAUCUGGCGGACAAAGCUCUUGAAGUGUCAUACGAAGGAGCACGCCUUGAAGAGGCAAGCAAGGGAAAACGGCGUGAAAACUCUUCAGCAGUUAAAGGUUUCAUACACGUAGCGGAUGGUGAAGUGCAGGAAUGCUGUUGCCACCAUAUUCAAAGGAAGAUGCUUGAUGAUCCAAUCAGAGAGAAGUUGAAUGAAAAUAACAUGGCUUCCACAGAAAGGCCCAAACCUGACAGAAACUGUGCAGUUUGUGGCAAACCAGGUCAUUUUGGAAAGCAAUGUGAUGAGCUUAGAUCGAUGAGUUUGGAGGAUCGUUGGAAAAGGGUACAAACCCUCAACUUGUGUCCGCUGUGUUUGUACAGCCAUGGCGCGAAUAGAUGUUGGUCGAAACGACGCUGCGGUAUAAAUAGGUGUGAGCAAAAUCAUCAUCCUCUGCUGCAUUGGGAACCAACUGGACCUCAGCACGUGGUUGCUAGUUGCAAUAGCCAUCGACAGUGCGAUCAGUCUGUAAUGUUUCGGAUAGUUCCAGUGAUGCUGUACAACAAUGGCAAGCAGCUAGAGACGUUAGCACUUAUUGACGAAGGCUCAUCGGUAACGCUGAUUGAUACAGAGCUAGCACGACUUCUGGAAGCUGAUGGAGUACAUGAACCUCUCAAAAUGAAGUGGACGAACGGAAUCAGCCAAACCGAAAGCGAUUCGGUAAAGUUUACGCUGUGUAUAUCGGACCAGCAACAAAGUUGUCAAUCUACUUUGGCAGACGUGAGAACGGUUGCUAAACUGAAUUUACCGGUUCAAGGAUUGGACUCCGACGAAUUAAAGGAACGUUUCGACUAUCUACAGAAGAUAGAGCUUCCAAACUACACAGCUGCGGCUCCGAAGCUCUUAAUCGGAAUUAAUAACAUUCAUUUGAUCGCACCUCUGGAGUCGAGAAUUGGGGAAGCCGGAGAACCUGUAGCAAUCCGAUGUAAGCUCGGAUGGACGAUUUACGGACCACGCGAUGGUGCAGUAGCUAGUGUACAGUUCAUAGGACUUCAUCAUUGUGGUUGUGACGCAUGCUGUAAACCUGAUCAAGAAAUGAAUAAUGCCCUGAAAGAGUUUUUCCAACUUGAAGCUGUAGGAAUAUCCCCGGUAAACCUCGAAUCGAAGGAAGAUAAACGAGCGCGAGAAAUCUUGGAGAGAACAACGAAACGAAUAGGUAAUCGAUUUGAGACUGGAUUGUUGUGGGCUGAAGAUGACGUAGUGUUUCCUGACAGCUUUCCAAUGGCAGUCAAGCGAUGGAAGAGUUUACAGGUUAGAAUGGACCGUAUCUCAGGCAUAAGUGAGAAUAUCGCUAAACAACUGCAAGAAUACGUGGACAAAGGCUACGCACAUCGUAUAACUGAAGAAGAGAUAAAGGACACAGAGCCAGGAAAGGCCUGGUAUUUGCCAAUAAACUACGUCUUAAAUCCUAACAAACCAGGAAAGGUGCGAAUUGUUUGGGAUGCUGCAGCGAAAGUACAGGGUGUUUCAUUGAAUGAUAGACUGUUGAAAGGGCCUGAUAUGAUCUCGUCACUACCCUCCGUUAUCAACUGCUUCCGAGAACGUAAAGUGGCGUUCGGCGGUGACAUUCGGGAAAUGUUUCACCAGAUCAGAAUACGCUCGCAGGAUCGACAAGCACAAAGAUUUCUCUUCGGAUCAGAUAGCAAAGGUGAACCUCAAAUUUACGUCAUGGACGUGGUAAUAUUUGGAGCCAGUUGCUCUCCGUGUACAUCGCAAUACGUGAAGAAUUUGAACGGCCUAGAACAUGCGGAGAAAUACCCGGAGGCAUCACAGGCAAUAAUGAAGAAGCAUUUCGUAGACGAUUACUUUGACAGUGCUGAUACUGAAGAAGAAGCGAUAAAACGAGCGUCUGAGGUAAGGGAAAUACAUGCUGCAGGAGGUUUUGAAAUAAGGAACUGGGUCAGUAACUCUCAAGAAGUAUUGAAGUCACUUGGAGAAAUUUCUGCGGAACAAACGAGAAUUGUUGAGGUCAAUAAGACAACAGAGGUUGAACGAGUGCUAGGUGUACGAUGGAAUUCCCAAAACGACGUUUUCGUAUUCUCAAUGAACCUGCGAGAAGAUCUUCAGCCAUAUUUGCAAGAAGGAGCUUGGCCUACUAAAAGAAUAGCACUGAAGUGCAUCAUGAGUAUGUUUGACCCAAAGCAGUUUUUAGCCCCUCUCUUGAUACACGGACGUAUUUUGAUGCAAGACGUUUGGCGCAGUGGUAUUGGCUGGGAUGAAAAGCUGCUGCAGGCACAGUACGACGUUUGGGUGAGGUGGACGAGUAUUUUAUCCUUGGCAGAAGCUGUUGAAGUACCACGCUGCUACCUUGGGACCGCAAGCUCGACGGCGUAUAGUUCGGUGCAGUUGCACAUCUUCGUAGAUGCGGGAGAGGAUGCUUAUGGUAGCGUUGCCUACUUCAGGUUUUCGGAUGAGAAAGGAGUGCACUGUUCUUUCAUUGAGGCAAAGACGAAGGUAGCCCCGUUGCAGUAUUUGUCCAUACCUCGGAAGGAGUUACAAUCCGCAACGUUAGGAGCUCAGUUAGCGAAAUCCAUAAAAAUUAAUCAUUCGUUUCCUAUCUAUAAAACUGUAUUUUGGACGGAUUCGAAGGCGGUGUUCUCGUGGAUAAGAUCAGAGCGUAGAAAGUACAAGGAGUUUGUUGCUCAUCGGGUUGGGCAGAUUCUUGAAGUAUCAAACCCUGAAGACUGGCGAUGGGUGCCCACGAAGGAUAACGCGGCAGACGAUUUGACAAAGUGGAGCAAGUCUACCGAGAUCCACUCUGACAGCCGCUGGUUCCGUGGUCCACAGUUCUUGUAUUUCGCAGAGCAGCAUUGGCCCCAUCAAACGCAGGAGGUGGAAGAAUUCCAGGAAGAAUUAAGAGCAAGCGUGUUAUUUCAAAAUGUCGUAGUUUCGGACGGACUAUCGAUGCGGAUUGGGAAUGUAUCUAAGUGGACGGUUCUAGUUCGAAUGGUAGCUACAGUUCUUCGCUACAUGUCAAACUGCAAGCGCUGUGCGCAAAAUCUACCGAUCGAAUCACUUCGUACCGAAGCAGUGAGAACUAAUAACCAACUGAAGCUGAAACCAGGGCACUACGUUCCACUGCGUCAAGAAGAAUAUUUUGCAGCAGAAAAUUGUCUUUGGCGCUUGGCACAGCGCGAAGAAUACGCAGAUGAAGUGGCGACGUUGUUGAAACAGCAAGAUGGGAGAGAGUUGAAACUGGAACGAUCGAGUUUGUUGUUUGACAAGUCACCCUUUUUAGAUGAGUUUGGAGUGGUACGAAUGGAAGGUAGAACGGAAAGAGCAGAGUAUGCUUAA